AUGAAGGUCUCCUCAAAGGAGCAGGAUUCGUUUGGUUUAUACUUUACCCGUGCAAUUGUAGUAGCGCUUCUUGGGAUUGUAACAUAUGUUACAGUGGCAUACUGUUUUCAUGUGUACUAUGAUAGAGAAUCUGCAUUCCGAGAUGCAUUGGCCUGCUCUACGCGUGUAUUGGACGAACACAAUAUAAUAUUUUGGUUACAGAACGGUACUCUUCUUGGAUCCAGACGACUAGGGAGAUUGAUACUUUGGGAUGCUGAUCUUGAUAUUGGAUAUAAAAAGAUUCCUAGUAGAGAAAAUACCCUUACCAUGAUGCAAGAGCUAGAUUCCAGAUGCUUUGGCUUUUCUUCAAGUAUUCGCUCAGGUGCUCAGAAUCAAAUAAAUAUUUACCGUAAAUGUACCAAACGAAUUUGCGCAGAAUUUCAUGAAACAGUUAUAGAAAAUGGAAUUGUGACUUCUGGCGAUGGUCAUUCUCCGGAAAAGGAACUGUUUCCUCUUGAAAUAUGCACAGUUGCCGAUGUUGUAGCUAAGUGCCCACACAAUGCGCCGUUUUACUUGAUGGAAGCAUAUGGUAGUGAAUGGUUGACUCGAUCGCUUUCAAAGUUAUUCUGGGGUUAA
Trypanosoma theileri is the source of this 615-nucleotide messenger RNA. RefSeq lists its product as uncharacterized. Bases 1 to 615 code for a protein of 204 amino acids. The transcript has a single exon. NCBI's taxonomy places the organism in Eukaryota, Euglenozoa, Kinetoplastea, Trypanosomatida, Trypanosomatidae. The record is from RefSeq and is a predicted model, not a curated record.